Molecule: messenger RNA, 1149 nt
Organism: Geodia barretti
Lineage: Eukaryota; Metazoa; Porifera; Demospongiae; Tetractinellida; Geodiidae
Source: the annotation of a GenBank genome assembly
CGCGUAGGAGUUUCUUCGUAGUGGACAGUUAUUUUCUCGCUAGUUACUGACCGACACUGGCUUCAGGGAGGCCGCGAGUGAAUGGCUACUGACAUUGUGGAUAAGACGCUGAAUGAUGACGACGUACCAGAAAUUGUUCGAGAAAUAUUUGAUGUGCGAAACGACUCCGAAACAUUGGGACGUCUAUUGAAACUAUCGAAAGCCACUGUCGAUUCUAUACUACUGCAGUACAGUAAACCAAAAGAUCGGCUCUUUCGCGUCAUUGAUGAGUUUAUAAAGCGUGAUGAGCCAGCGCCAACAUGGGGUGCCAUCGUGUGUGCUCUAAGAGAUCCACUUAUUGGGCUACCUAACUUGGCAAAGAAGAUUGAAAAUAAAUAUUGCCCUGUUUCCCCAGCAGAGCCUGUUUCAGAUGCUGAAGUUCUCCCUACCACCUCAGUAGCUACUAUUCCAAAUUCCACGUCAAUUCCUCCAGUCCCUCAUUCCCUAACCGAGCAAAGUUCCAGUAAGUCCUUUACUGUACAACAAACCAUUAAUAGUACCACAUCGAGUAUACAAACCUCACACUAAUGGUAGAUGACUACAGAGUUAGAUGCCAACUUAGUGUACCGUGUCAGCAAUGUAAGGGCAGGAAGUUACAAUAAUACUGUGUAGUAAAGAAACCACAUGAGAGUUGUACGCCCACUGCAUAGUUUCUACACUUCAAGCAGCAUUGUGUGCAUCCCGUUUUGUUUAGUGGCACAAUUCUGCUUGACCCCCUAUUAGAAUAUCAUUAUGCUUCUGGUAUAUAUUUUUAUGCAUCAAUUAGAAUAUAAUCUUGCUGAAGUGAAACGCAAUAUCAGGAAAAUGGAGAAGAUGUUUAAGGAGUUAAAAAAGAGAGUUAUCCGUCUACUACAAGAGAUGUCUAUUAGUGCCGAUGAUGUUGUAUAUGAACUAACUGAACUUCCCGCGUCUGACGUACCUGAACACGAAUCCUUGUUCAAGGAACAUUUACCAGAGCUGCAGAAAUAUAAGGAGAACAGGCCAUUGUUCUCUUACCUUAACUGCUACUGGAACUACCUCUCCCCUCAACUACUGUAUCACUUGGUUGGUGAGUUUCUGAAUGGUACAAAUGCCGAAGACGAAAUGCAAUUGUACGACAAAAGCCUUAUC